AUGAGCGCCGCUCCAAAUACUGCCACUCCUGAAGUUAACGAGCUGAUCGAUCUUCUAUCGACUCUCCAGGCCGAGCUUGGAGACUUGAUUCGCUCUCGUGAGACUCUUGAAGUCCAACUUAAAGAAAACACAAUUGUCAAGGAUGAGUUCGACACCCUGAGUGAAGAUGCCAAAGUCUACAAACUGACGGGUCCCGUAUUGCUACCUCAGUCCAAGGCAGAGGCCGAAACAAAUGUCAACACUCGUCUUGAUUUUAUCAAAAAAGAGAUUGAACGUGUGGAGAAAAACAUUGCAGCUAAGCAAGAAAACAUUAUGGAGAACCGCAAUAAGCUGGCCGCUAUGAGUGCGCCGCCUCAACAAGCUGCGUGA
Messenger RNA from Magnusiomyces paraingens, 369 nucleotides. RefSeq lists its product as uncharacterized. The coding region runs from base 1 to 369 and encodes 122 amino acids. The record is from RefSeq and is a predicted model, not a curated record. Gene Ontology annotation, cellular component: prefoldin complex; cytoplasm. Gene Ontology annotation, biological process: protein folding; chaperone-mediated protein complex assembly. Gene Ontology annotation, molecular function: protein-folding chaperone binding. NCBI's taxonomy places the organism in Eukaryota, Fungi, Ascomycota, Dipodascomycetes, Dipodascales, Dipodascaceae. The transcript is spliced from 2 exons.